Molecule: messenger RNA, 1995 nt
Organism: Alternaria triticimaculans
Lineage: Eukaryota; Fungi; Ascomycota; Dothideomycetes; Pleosporales; Pleosporaceae
Exons: 4
Coding region: 1-1995 (664 amino acids)
Source: RefSeq, a predicted model, not a curated record
AUGACUGGGACUUCUGGCAAACCCAUGAACGAAUAUCCUGGAUUCGGACUACCUCUUCGCAAUUGGGAAUGGAGCAACUACGGCUUCUAUCCGAUCGGCUCCCACCACAAUGCCUAUGGAAGCGAAUCAGAGAUCAUCCCUGUGCGAGAGCUUGCCGUGAUGGAUGUUUUGGAAAAACUCACCGACAAGCCCGACUGGCAUCAGAAGGUCUUUGAUGAUGAAAUCGUUGCCAAGUGGCGUAAUGAGGCCCUCGCCAUUCCUGACCAACACUUUUGGCACCUAGCUACCGCUGCGAAGAGCCAGUAUUGGACCCACGACGAUGACCGGCUCGAGCUUCAUGACGACAGGCAGUCUUGCAUACUCGAGAACAUUUUGGAUGAAGCUACAUUCGAUACUUGUGUUCAAGAGCUUCGCAGCAAAGCCAAAUAUUUCGAACAAUCGGGCAUCAUACCUUCUCUCGACGCAAGCGCUUCCGUAGCCAAGUCUGACACGCUCGUUACAAGCGAGCUACACGCCAAGCUUCGCAAAGCUUUUGACCAGCUCAAGUCGGACCACGCUGCAUCUCCUGAUUGGCAUCCCAACUCGAAUAGUAUGGUGCAGGAUCUGGUACACCCGUCUAUGUACCCAUUGGUAUAUGGGCGCAGUUCUGGCUUUCGUGAGGAGCAGGUUGGUGUGACGGACGCUGUAGCGCGCUGGGCUGGCAAGGGCGAGGUCGUCCCCCAGCAGGGGCUCGAAAUGACUACAGCGCAAAACCGACAUGAUUAUAGCGUUGGAGGCAGCAGCAUCCCGCCGGAGUACUGGUCCAAUCAAUACCAAUGGUUGCCGGCCAAUGUGGCUUUCCAGGAUGAUGGGUCUGUUAAGUUUACCAGCUACAUCAACAAUCUUCACCCUACGAGAUAUCCCGACAUAUAUCAUACCAUCGAAAAGCUGGUCGAAACAUCCGUACCCAUGUGGGAUCAGUGUUUGCGGUUUGCAGUCGGCUAUCACAAGUUUGAAGGGGCCGGUCGUAUGGUGACUCGCACCGGUAAACCCGAGAAUCCUGAUGACGAGAACGAAGAGAAUUGGACGCCCAAUAAAGAAGAGUGUGGUGAUGUGGAAGCCAGCGAAGAAGACCUGGAGGAAGAAGGGUACGAGGAUUACUACGACAACGAUAAGGAUCGCCAGGAAGGGUUGCUGGAGGCCAAGUGGAAGAUCGUCCGCAAACCUCGUAUCAUGCCAAUUCCCUUCAACGACGUAUCCUACGCACCGCAACCAGGCAAGCGUCUUGCUGAUAGAUUUCGCGAUACGGGACUUCAGAUCAUUGUCAAGAUGGCCUCGAUUGAACUCACGCCCGAGAAGCCGGACUUUCCUGUGGGUGGAUGGCACAUCGAGGGGCAGAUGAACGAAAACAUCUGCGCAACUGCCCUGUACUACCUGGACAGUGAUAACAUCACUGACAACAGCCUCUCAUUCCGCAUGCAGACGUCUGCUUACCUACAGGAUGACGAGGGUUUCGACGUUGGACAAGACUGUUAUCACUGGAUGGAGCACGUGUACGGCACUGGCUUUGGUCAACAUCGUGUUUCUCCUUUUAGUCUCAUCGAUCCUACAAAGCCCGGACAUCGUCGCUUUAUUGCACUUUGGCUUGUCGAUCCGACGAAGCGCAUCAUCUCUACGGCGAAUAUUCCGCCUCAACAAAUGGACUGGUACGUCGACUCGCUACUUGGACCAAGCGACAAGACGCGCCAAGAAGCGUUGUCGAAGUUCCCCCCAGACCUCAUCAAUCUGCUAGCCGAGAAGGGACUCGCAAGUCCUUCUGUCACUACGGAAGGUCGACUGCCUGAAGAGCUCAUGGCCUACGUGCGCGAAUACUUCGAAGAAGCCAAGCACUCCCUUCCUAUGGGUUUUCAAGAGGCAAGUGAGCAUCGCAAAAAGCUUAUGCAGGAAAGGGGCGCGUUUGUCCAGACCGCAGAGAAAGGAUGGCAGAGGGCGACUUACAGCUUCUGUGAGCAUUAA